Molecule: messenger RNA, 2221 nt
Organism: Dermacentor silvarum
Lineage: Eukaryota; Metazoa; Arthropoda; Arachnida; Ixodida; Ixodidae
Exons: 6
Coding region: 128-760 (210 amino acids)
Source: RefSeq, a predicted model, not a curated record
CGUGCUCUCCGUGUUUGUGCAGAGAAGCCGGGGCGUAGCUGUUGCGGCACGUGUAUGAGCUAGCGUCUUGGUUUGAGUUCGCUGAGUGAAAUUGUCGAGAAAAUACCAACCGGACCAAAUAUUCAUCAUGGCUUACUUUACCCAUUGCUGCUGCGGCUGUAUGACCGUCAGGACUGGCACCAAAGUGCUGGCGAUUCUGAGUGUGAUUGGUUUUACAAUUGGUUUGGUGACCUACUCAGCAGUCUGCGCAAACUUUGACAAAAUCUUGGAGAUGUAUGAGCAGUACCCAGAGAUGCAUGAUGCCGUGAAAUCAACCUAUGGGCUUUUCGUGGCCUAUGCAGUCAUCAGUGCCAUUGGCUUAGUAGCAGCCUGCCUUUGCAUCAGGGGAGCUUACACUGACCAACGACACCUGCUGCUCCCAUACUUGGUGUUCGAAGGACUGUUGAUGCUCGUCCAGGGUGUGACCAUCAUCAUUGUCAUAAUCGCAAUUGUCGCCAGUGGUGCUACUCAGUUCCUUGUGCUCCUCUGCUCACUCAUGCUGUCCCUGGCCUUGCAGAUUUACUUUUUCAUGGUGGUGCUGUCAUUCUACAAGCAGUUGGCCUUUCUCAGCCAGAACCCAGGACAGGGGGGCAUGAUGACCCAAGGUGCUGUUAUGGUUCCCAGUGGCUAUGUGGCACAGCCGGGGUACCCUGACGCCCCGCCACAGUACCAGCCACAGUACCAGCCCUCCGCGCCUGACAGCAAGAUGGGCAUGGUGUAAAAGGGCAACUCUAAACAACAGUGGCAGUGAUUUACCGGUUGUUGUUGUAGUGCCAGCUGCAGGCCUGCAAUGCUAGCUGCUGCGAGUUCAUGUGACUGCUUGCAGACAUCUUUUUCUGCGGUGCUGAAGUUGUACCUGCUGUACUUUUCAUGGCCAGUUUUUGUUGCCAUUGGUUAUUUCUUUGUUUAGACCUCACUCGGUACUCGGGUACAUCUUCAUUCGCUUGUAGUCUGGUUUGGCAGCGAUUGAAAUUUGAGCGGUGGAUGCAGGAAAAUUUUGGUUAGCCAGUGGCUCUCUUCAUGAAUUCCAGUGAGAGCUGCAAUAAUGUAACUAUUUUAAAACUCGUUUUUCAGUGUAAGAAAAAAAUGUAUAGUACUCAUUGCGCUUACCCGGUGAAAAAAAAAAAAAAAAAGAAAUGUGCAAAUUGCAAACGGUGAAACGAACUUGCAUGUUCCCGAGAAUCUCGACCUAGGUCCUUUUAAGUUUGCUGUGGUUUCUGUGCUGUAUAUGGGGCAAAGCAUACAUUUCCCACUGCACAGAGUACAAGUUCAGGUUUGCCUGUGACAUUGUUUUAAUUUUCCUCUUAUUCUAGCCUCUUGAGUUGAUUACUUUAAUUGUGACAUGUCUUUUCUUUUUAAUUGGGACAUUAUGCAGUGUUGCAUUGACUGAACUUUGGAUCUGCACUUUUGCUUAUUUAUCAUGCAGCAUUUAUUUGCAGCAGUUCUUGACAUCUUUUGACAUGGUCUUAUACCUGACAUUGCAAAACACUUUCUCAUAAUUUGUGCUGUUUGCAUGUAGAUUGUACAUAAUUUCAAUUAAUGUGCUUAUUUUUUCUCAUAUUGCAUUUGAGUGCAGCAGGCAACAACUAGCGUUUCACACUUCUCAUUGCAUGAAGCAUCAAGUGUACUUAAGCGUACUCUGCCUCAGCACUUUUUUGCGCUUGUACCUCUGCAAUUUUCUAGUCUUUCAAAAGCGUUCUUGGAUUUCCUCUACUUCCUUGGCGUCGUUCAAGAAUUUUGUAAGCUCCUGACUAUAAUGGGAGCUUUGUUUACAUAAGUGAUGUGCCUUGCAAUGUCCAGCUUACAGCAGUUUCAGCAUAUUUGUAUUGCAACAUAUAACAGCCUGUGAAAUGUUGAUCACCAUGCUUUUCCAGUGGCACUUGUUGAAUUGUGAAACCACUGUUGAGGCAUCGAGCUUGUUCUCCAUUGCUUUUUUUUUAAUGCAAAAGCCUGUUGCAUUGUUGUUGUCUUCUUUCAUGAAGGUGUUCAUGCCACUGCUUUAUUUUUGUUCUGCAUUUUGCUCUCUGCGACCUUUGAGGUUGCCUUUUUAUCCCUGUUUUUUUUUUUUCCCGUGAUGCAGUUACGACUUAUUUUUGCUAAGCAUUUCUUUGUUAGGCGCAAGAUUGUGCUUUGUUUGCAUUUAUUUGAUACAUUAAUAAAAUGGAAGUCUGUUUCCCAAAUC